ACAACAACAUGCCAUGACAGAAAGUGAUCACUUAACUAUUUGUAGAGAUGUUGGAGACACAAGUCCAAGCAUUCCCCCUCCACUUCGUCCUCGGUCACCAGGUCUGACAGGGGGCGCAUCGGCACCGGGUCGCUCUCCUGCAGAGGCAUCCUCAUCUCCCGGAGAAAGAGCUCCAAGAACCGUCGGAAGGUUUUCUCCUCUGCUGUAGAGCUGGCCAUCAUUUCUCAUUCCUGUACAGACAGAGUCCGCUCCGCCCGUCAGAAUCACUCUAACUUACCGGGCGAAGAAGAGAGGAGAGUCUAACGGAACUAGUUGGACUGUGAGUGCAGAACCAGACUACCUGGAUGAGUGCGUAAUACCGGAGGAGCAGAGUCUUGGAGGACCGGUGAGACUGAGGACAGCGGACCUGACGGGAUGGAAGGGAUUGUGGCGUGUACGGUUACACUACCGGACUCGACUCGCUGUCAGAAGCCGGACUGAGCCCCCAUUCAGGUCUGAGCGGGAGCGCGCAUCGCGUUAUCAGGGAUUUCGGCUGAUCAGAGGGCAGUGACGUCAGAACAGACGCAGCGGUUUAAUGUAGGUCGUGGACGCGCACGCAGCGUCGUCUGACGUCUGACCUUUUAGCAGACACGCAAUUAAUGAAGGUGGCCUGUUUCGGGGCUCUCUGCAGUCUGGACCGGAUCAAGUGUUUCCUAUACAAAGUUACUGAAGUGCUUUACCUGACUGAGCGGGGAUUUAAACACUUCAGGUGUGCACUGAGGCAGAGUAUCAAAUAUAACACAUAUAACACUACCUUUUUCAUUCUGGAUUAUUAAACCAUUAAACGCAUUGUUGGAUAUAUAUUGAUUCCUGAUGUUUGAAGUAGUAUUUGGGGAGUUCGGCCUAUCAGACUACCACACAGUAGAUACCCUCACAAUAUAAUUAUUUUAUGCAUGGGAAAAUAACCAGCUCUUACAUAAUCACUAUAUUCACUCUAAAAAACAGACUUUUUGCACGGCAUGGAGCCUGUUUGUUUAUUGAAAGCAGAUAUUGUUUUGCUCUUUCUCUAUAAACCAUCAUUUACUUGAAAAUAUUUUGAUUUUACCUACUUUGGUCAUUUAAAAUAGCUUUAUUAACACCUUGAGCUCAAUUGUACAAAUGAACAUUCAGAGUGUGGAGGUUGUGAAACAGCAGUAAUGACCAGUCAGUAGCUUUCAGCUGUAAACUGAAUUUUAACAGAUGAGCAGCCUUCAUUAUUUCAGGGCGAUAUAUAUAGCAAGUGAUCAUGUGACCUGUCUCAGAGGCUUUUAGCUGCAGCAUUGAAAGUCUUGAAUAACUGAUGAAGGAGGAUGAUUGCUUGAAUGGUCUAAUCAAAUGAAUGCACAAGAAGAAGCAGGGAAGUGUUCUGCUGUAUUUCUGUUGUUUUCCCAGCUUGUUUUUACACAUUUGAAAAAUCAUGGGUGUGUGUGCAUUUCCUACUCAGACAGACGUUUAGUUGUUUGCAUAUUUAAAGACUUCCUCCAUCAUAUAAACAAAAACAGAAAGAAAUGUGUUGUGGUUAUACUUAUGGUGAACGAUGAAGGAGAUGAUCGAAUGGCAUAAAACCAUCUAUCAACAACUUUGAUACAAACACACUUAGUUUCCCUUUUCUUUGUUAAUGUAGCUGAAUUCUGUCAGGUGUUUGGGUAUAGAACAGUCUUGAUAUCACAGGUGUUCUGUUUCCAGGACUGAAUCCAUCAAUUCUGAGGAUGCUCAGCCUGAUUCCUACUAGCUGUCCUCAUCCAACGUUGUUUACUCUUUGCAUUAUUAAGAUUACACGUUGUAUGUUUUAUUCUCUAAGAAUGCUCCCGUGUGGAGACAAAGUAUUUUGAGAAUAAACUAAAGAACGUAUCACAGUGGAUCGGUUAUAAAGAAGUUACAGCCUUCAAAAGACACACAGGGAAAUGAUAGAUAAAAUAAGUAGGCUAUUAUGGUAUAUGGAUGGAUCAAGCACGUACAUAAACAUUACCCAUGGUCACAGUUAUUCAUUCACAGUUUCUAUUUAAUUAAAAAGCCCGUUCUAGAAGUAUUAGGUGUGUAUUAAUUAAUACAAAUAAACACAUAUAAAUGUAUAUAAAAAGCUCAACCUCUAAUACUUUUGUGUAUUUUAGAUAUGAUAUUUACGUUUCAUUCAAUACCUACUAUCCAUUCACAUGACGUAGUACGUCUUAUUAUUAAAUGAGCUAUUCUGUAUUUUUAGCCUACAUUAUUUUUUUACUUUUGAAUAGAUGUUUAAUAAAUAAUCAAGUGUUUCAAUAUUGUAGUAUUUAUUUCAUUCUUACUUUUUCUAUGUAUACCAAUCUUAACUGUGUAAUAAUACCUUAAUGAUUUCAUUUCUAUUUUAAAGUGAAGUUAAUAAUCUUCAUCCGGUACAUGAAAUAGAAACCCGGAACCGUUGAGCAUUGUUGUACCUACCCGGACCCUUAAUAAGAAGAACCCGGACACACCCGGAAGUGGUUGCAUCAUUAUUUUUAUUCCCUCACUUCCAACAUGAAGGAAGCAAACAUGGCUCUCCCUGUCAGUAUGGGGGCUCUGCUCCAGGCAGACGUCCUGGAGGACGCUGCUUACCGGGAGGACGGGCUGUGUGUGGUGGGUAUCUUCGGGAAAGGCUCCAUGCAGCCCGGGCCCAUGAAGGAGUCUCUCAUUAACAACCUGGCGGACAAACAGAUCUUCUCCCUCUUCAGCGGGACGGAGGACGACGGCUCGGCGGACAGCCUCAUCCAGGCUUUCUACCACCAGGAGAGCCGGGUCCUGUACCUGCUGCUGUCCUCCGUGUGUGACAGCCAGCAGCUGCUGCGGGCCUGCCGGGCUCUGAGCACCGGGGCCGGACACUCAGACUCCCACGACUUCUGGAAAGGUCUGGACCGACAGCACUGCCUCCACCUGCUCUACAUGUUCUCCGUGUGCCACGUUCUCCUGCUCGUCAGCCCCAACCAGACCUUUGAUGUGACCUACGACCGGCUCUUCAGAGCCCUGGAUGCCCUCCGACAGAAGGUCCUGCCUCUGAUCCGGGCUGCCAUCAAAGACUGCACGGUGUCCAAAGAGUGGAAGGUGAACUGUCGGCCCUGCCCUCCACGCCUGCUCUUCGUCUUCCAGAUGAACGGAACCCUGAAGGUCUCUUCAAACGGCUCAGACUCUGGAGGAAACCUUGACAAACCUAAGAAGCACUCUCCCAGGAGGAGGCUGCAGCACGCACUGGAGGACCAGAUUUAUCGUAUCUUCCGUAAAAGCAGAGUCCUGACCAACCAGAGCAGCAACUGCUUGUUCACCGUCCCCGCCAAUCAGGCGUUUGUGUACGUGAUACCGGCGUUAGAAGAGGAUCCUGUUGGGACCUUGCUCGGUUUGCUGCGAUCAAACUGCAUCCUCGGGGAACAGGACACGCCCACGAUGGUGACGGGGCCGAGGCGCUACCACCAGAUGCGACGAUCAAUUCGGCAGCCCAGCUUUGGAGAUUCAUGCGGCGGUCUGAUGGGCGGUCAGCUGGUGGACUGCAGCUUGAAGGAGUUCCUCUGGCAGCACGUCGAGUUGGUCUUGACCAAGAAAGGUUUUGAUGACAGCGUCGGACGCAACCCGCAGCCCUCACACUUUGAGCUGCCCACAUACUCCAAGUGGGUCCAGGUUGCUGCGAAACUCCACCAAGUUCUGAUUACAAACACAGAAGAAGAGAUCGCAGAGCUGGCUACCAAAGUGCAAAGCCAGCUGAAGGUUCUGGAGGGCUUUUUGGAUGCUGACACAAAGUUCUCUGAGAACAGAUGUCAGAAAGCUCUGCCUCUGGCUCACAGUGCCUACCAGUCCAACCUUCCACACAACUACACCACCACAGUGCACAAGAACCAGCUGGCACAGGCGCUGCGGGUGUACAGCCAGCACGCCCGAGGGGUGGCUUUCCAGCGAUACGCACUGCAGCUUCACGAGGACUGCUACAAGUUCUGGAGCAACGGGCACCAGCUGUGUGAGGAGAGGAGUCUGACCGACCAACACUGUGUUCACAAGUUUCACCUGCUGCCUCAGCCAGGAGAGAAGACUGACAUGGAUCGCAACCCACCCAUCCUGAACCACAACAGCAGGGGGCGCUCCACCAGCUCCUGUAACUGUGGCAGGAAACAGGCUCCCCGUGAGGAUCCGUUUGACAUCCAGGCCGCCAACUGUGACUUCUACCAGAUGCUGGAGGAGAAAUGCUGCGGGAAGCUGGAGAGGAUCGAGUUCCCCGUGUUCCAGCCGAGCACUCCAGACCCAGCUCCCGCCUCAAACGAGGCUCCCAAACCCCCGAGUGAGGCCUCAGGGUCCGGAGAGGCAGAGAGGCUGAAGGAGCCAAGCACCGCCCAGAGCCACACACCCGGGGACCCCAGCCUCAGCCUGGCCCUCAGCCUGGGUCAGUCCACCGACAGCCUGGGGCCGUAUGGGGAUGGAGAUGGAACCGAAACCCAAGUUCAGCAAAAGAGGCCAAGCCUUGUGGACCGCCAGCCCUCCACUGUGGAGUAUCUCCCUGGUAUGACGCACUCAGGCUGCCCAAAAGGACUGUUGCCCAAGUUCUCCAGCUGGUCUCUGGUCAAACUGGGACCAGCCAAGUCUUACAACUGCCACACGGGUCUGGAGCACCCGGGCUUCCUGCCAGGCUCGUCCUUCCUCUUGCCAUGGGACUUAGUGAUCCGUUCUCGGUCGGAGGAGGACACAGGGCUGACGGACGCUCUGGAUGGAAGCACCUCAUCUUGGCCUGCUCCGAACAAGACCCUGGUGGGGAAGCGAGGGAGCACUGGAGGUCUGGGGAGGAGUCGUAGGAGGGACGACAUGGCUCGGGUGUUCGUGGGGUUCGAGUACGAGGACAGCAGGGGGAGACGCUUCAUCAGCUGUGGGCCGGAUAAGAUUGUCAAGGUCAUGGGACCAGGAGGCGCCAAAGACCCCGCCACCAGGGUGCUGAACACGGACAUGCCGCUGUACAUCCCGUCUCCCUCACAGGGCCGCAGCCUGAAGCCUCACUUUGCACAGCUCGCUCGCCUUUACAUCGUGGUGCCGGACGCCCCGCUGGAGAUCACCCUCAACCCACAGGUGCAGCCUGGUCCUCCUCCCUGUCCAGUGUUCCACCCUGAGCAGACUGAUCUGGUGUUACCGCCCGAUGGUCUCUGGGUGCUGCGGUUUCCUUACUCGUACUCGACAGACCGCGGGCCCUGCUACCCCCCCAAAGAGAACCAACCGCUCAACAACUACAAGGUGCUCCGAGGCAUCCUGAAGGCCAGCACUGCUAACCCUCCACCGCAGUGAUACCUGAACCUUUCACAGCAUGAAGGGGAGGACUGAACCUCCUGGGACACAGGUUGAUGUGUUUACACCUCCUCAUGAGGCCGGUCUCAGACCUGCAGACCUGGCUUUGGUCCAUAACAGUGGGGUUGGAAAGGAGCCUGGCUAACCAUGAAAGGUGCUGUAGUCUUUGCUGCCAUCCUGAGACUCAACUCUGCUGUUAUUACUCAACACCAUCAUGACCCCAGCAGGAGAUCCUUUCAGUGGUGCCAUAUUUUGUUGAGGAGGGUGGAAUCAUCAGUGAGGCGUUAGUCCUCUCACUCUGUGGGUCCUCAGGGUGAGACGGACGCUACAGCGGAGCUACAUGCUGCCAUGAACACAUCUGAAACAUGAUCACACAGCGUCUGACUGUCUCUGUAACUUCUCUGAACAAACUAUUGGACGUUUAGAAUCCCUUCACACCGUUACCAGCCAGCUGUGUGGAGGCGACUGAUCAAGCAUGAUGUGAGCUUCUCCUCUCCUCUCCUGAUACAUCUGUGUCUGUCACUCUGCGUGUGUACAACGCAGGGCAACACCAAGAACGCCUUCCAGGAGAGACUGUCAGAGAAUGUGUGCUGUCAUCCUGAAUUUAGACUUUCUCUGACAGACGACUUUUCAAUUCAGCUUGAAGUUCGGAACGACUGCAAACCCUCUUCUCUCAUGACAUGCUCUAACAACAGGGCAUGUAAGAUGUCGGGUGUCUUCUGGACGCCUGUUGCUGACCCUGACCUGCAGCUUUUCAGGUGUGUCUCUUAAACACCUUGUCAAUCAUCAUUGGUCAUUUGAGCCUGAAUUUUAGCUGCAGAGUCAAUCAGCAUGAGAGGAAACCUUCUAACUGAGUGCAGGAUGAACAUGUAAUGGUUGUAAAUGUAAUAGUUAUAUCUGAUUUGAGUAGCACUGUUUUAUUUGAAAGCCUGAGUUACAAACAAAAGCAAAUGCAUUCGUUCUCCUCCCUGCAGCCUGAAUUUAGAUUUAACUUCAGUAAAUGAUGACGGAGUGAAACUGAUUAAUUUACAAAUUAAAGCGCCUCAAUGUAAAUCAACAGAGAAGAAACAGAGGCUGAAAUCAAAGCUCAGCUUAGUUUAUGAAGCAGCACUUUCCUUUAAUCCCAGUUUUUUAUUUUUAAGCAGCAGACACAUUCAGUGUUUGAUAAACUGUAAUCUGACUGUCAGCAGAUCUGAGUUUAAAGUCAUGUAUUUGGUAAAAACACAACUCAUGAAAGAGAUCACAGCUGCUGACAAACACAAACACAGUCUGUCAUGAAAUGUUUGUUUACAUUUACAAAGGUGAAGUAUGGGCGUUUACAGUAAGGUGUGUUGUGUUGUGGUGAUGUCGUCCUACUACAACACUGAGUACUUCAUUUCCCUGUCACCCUGCACCUCCGGAGAGUAACGGGAUCAUGAUUUCUCUAAAUAAAAGUCCCUCUCGGUGA
Molecule: messenger RNA, 6724 nt
Organism: Notolabrus celidotus (New Zealand spotty)
Lineage: Eukaryota; Metazoa; Chordata; Actinopteri; Labriformes; Labridae
Gene: smg8
Product: SMG8 nonsense mediated mRNA decay factor
Exons: 5
Coding region: 2509-5277 (922 amino acids)
Biological process (GO): nuclear-transcribed mRNA catabolic process, nonsense-mediated decay
Source: RefSeq, a predicted model, not a curated record